Messenger RNA from Anoplopoma fimbria (sablefish), 1344 nucleotides. RefSeq lists its product as uncharacterized. Gene Ontology annotation, biological process: egg coat formation; positive regulation of acrosome reaction; binding of sperm to zona pellucida. The transcript is spliced from 7 exons. Lineage: Eukaryota; Metazoa; Chordata; Actinopteri; Perciformes; Anoplopomatidae. The coding region runs from base 1 to 1278 and encodes 425 amino acids. The record is from RefSeq and is a predicted model, not a curated record. Gene Ontology annotation, cellular component: extracellular matrix. Gene Ontology annotation, molecular function: acrosin binding.
AUGACAUUUCCUGAAAAUGGAAAGACCUUUAACAUCGACGCCAUGAAUCCCUCCUGGACCAGCACUGCAGACUCUAAUAUCUAUACAAGAGGUCAGUCUGUCAACCUCCAGGUUUCUGCCAAAACCAUGCCAGAGCGGCAGCAGCUUUUCAUCCAGUCCUGUUUUGUCUCUGCAUCUCCUGAGCCUCAUACUAGGCCCAAGCAACCAGUCAUAAUGAAUAAAGGGUGCACAGCCCCAUUGGGUUCCCCUCAUGCUGUUGUACAAUUUGUGGCCUCUGCUGUACAUCCACUGCAGUGUCUUGAUCUCAGACCAGGGGUCAACUUUGGCUCUAAAUCAUGCAACUACAACUUGAUCCAGUCAAGAUGGGAGGACCUUAGUGGUAAUGUAGAAGUAUGCAAGUGCUGUACAUCAAAGUGUAAAGGUCUGCAAAUCAAGAACCUUCCUGAAGGUGCCAAGGCUAUGGUCAGCACUGGCCCCUUUGUCAUUGUCGAGAAACCUAUAGAGCCACGUCUCUCUGAAUCGCAAGAAACCUCCAGUGCUCCUGUUGCAGAAGCCAUGCAGUCUGAUCGUGCAGUGACUGAGGCCACAAUUGUUUCUGGUACAUCUGUAUCAAGACUCCCUCAGGCUGUGGUGGUUGUGAGUCAGGACCCAGUUGCCAGGCUGACCUUUUGGCUACCUGGACAGGUGCGAGAUACUGGACACAGCGAGAAGAUCAAUUCUGAGGACAUUUUGACAUUUAAGUUACAGGCAAGUGACAUCUGGUCAAAUGAGAUUCAACCUUCAUCCACAGAUCAGGAGCCUCUUCUGAACAUGCCCACAAACAUGGUCAUAGAUCAAAGUGCAAAUGAACUAGGAAGUGACUUUAAUUAUCUGACACUAGUUGAUGGAUUGGCAAUUCCCAAAGAAAAAAGGCGUUUUGGAAGAUCUGGAAUUUUUGACACAGAAGCUCUACAAGAUGCUGACAUCCUCUUGACGGCUGACAUGAAUGUGAAUGUCCUAAACCAGAAUGAUUGUAACAAAAUGAGAGAGGGGCUGGCAGUGACGCCCCAAGAAGAAUCAGAUGAUGCCCAACCGAUCGUUCGUUCGAAACUCCAGUUUUCCAAAGGCACCGAUGGCUCACAGACGCUGAGUUAUGAGGAAGAUGUUAUGAGGCAACAAAGUAAAGGUGUGAUUGGAAGAUUUUGGAAUGAUGGGAUACAAAGAAAACAGGAGCCCAGAAGGAGAGGGCUGCACUCAACUUUCCUGGAUUUGUUGAGGAGGAUGGACAAAGCAGAAUAAUUGCAUCUUUAAUAUGAAUAUUUUCUAAUGGCACUUCAAUAAAUAAAUAAAUGUAUUGAGAAAUAA